Polistes dominula (European paper wasp) is the source of this 1813-nucleotide messenger RNA. RefSeq names its product synaptic vesicle glycoprotein 2C. Gene Ontology annotation, cellular component: membrane. Gene Ontology annotation, biological process: transmembrane transport. Gene Ontology annotation, molecular function: transmembrane transporter activity. The record is from RefSeq and is a predicted model, not a curated record. Lineage: Eukaryota; Metazoa; Arthropoda; Insecta; Hymenoptera; Vespidae.
UUUUAAUUGAAUAUUAUGUAUAUAUUCGUAUGAGUGUGAUUUUUUGAAUAAACUUUCAAAAUCUAAACGUAUAUUUUGGUUGUAUAUCUGGAUAAUAUUUGUGAUUUUUAUAAUGAUGACUCCCACAUCGGAAGAAAAAAUCCAACAAAUCGAUGAAAUGAUAGUGCAAAAUGCACUUGACGAAACAGGAUUUGGAAAAUUUAAUUUCAAAAUAUUAGCCGUAACCGCACUUAUAUGUAUGAAUGCUGCAUUUGGUAUGUUGAGCAAUGGAUUUAUUUUACCAGCAGCAGCAUGUGAUUUUAAAAUGACAACAGAAGACAAAGGUCAUUUGACCGUAUCUACCAUGUUAGGUAUGUUAUCUGGUUCAUAUUUUUGGGGCUGUUUCGCUGAUAUGAAAGGACGAAGAACAUCACUCUUGGGAUCUCUAUUUCUUCACAGUGCUUCCGAAUUUUUAGCAUCUCUCGUACCAUUUUAUUGGGGCUUCGUGGUAUUUAAAUUUACCAGCGGUUUGGCUAUAUGUGGACAAUUAACGGUGCUCUAUACAUAUCUUGCCGAAUUUCAACCAAUUAUUAAACGCAAUACGUUUCUUUCCUGGAUGGAAACGUCAUGGGUAAUGGGAAUGGUUAUUGUAGCGUGUUUAGCAUGGAUUACCAUACCUUCUAACAUUGGUAUUAAAACUGACAUGUUUUCUUUUAACUCGUGGAACUUGUUCAUCAUGAUUUGUUCUUUGCCAUCAUUUUUUAUCGGAGUAUGUUUAAUAUUUUUACCAGAAACACCAAAAUAUCUAGCUGAGAUUGGACAAACUGUUAGUAUGUUGAACGUUUUGAGUAAAAUGUAUUCGGAAAAUACUGGAAAACCAUCGGAAGAAUAUUUGACGAAUUUAAAAAAUAGUAACAACCAAGUGUUAUCAGAAUUAGUAUUACGUUUAGGAGAAAGGAUAAACGAGAAGGAAGAUAAAAUACCAUCUAAAACAUUGCGAACAAUAUUAAAGAAUACAUUUAUGCAAACAUUGAUGCUAGUAAGAAAACCAUACUUGCAUAGAACGUUUAUAGUUUGUUCAGCAACAUAUUUAAUAAUGAGUUCGUAUUACAUGUUACUUUUAUGGUUGCCCGAUCUUUUUCAAAGAUACGCAGAAUUUCAGACACGUUAUCCUAAUCAAUCUGCCACGGUGUGUACUGUUAUUGCAUUUGAAAAAAAUAAUGAAACGGUUUCAAGUAUGAAUCCGAAUAAUUGCGAUAUACCAAUACAAAACAGUGUAUUCUUAUAUGCAUUUAUUUUAGCAUUAGCAGGUGUACCUGUUGGUCUUACUUUACCAUUAUUAAUAAAUCGUUUAGGAUAUAAAUUCUUUUUAGUUACCAGCACUGUAAUAGCAAGUCUUUCAUCGUUCUGUAUUUUUCUCGUUAAAACAUCUAUCGAAAAUUUAAUUAUAUCCUGUAUAUUCGAAUCAUUUACAUCGAUUUGCGUUAGCGUUGUAUCCUGUAUGUUGAUCGACUUUUAUCCAACUCACUUAAGAUCAAUCGCAGCCGGACUUGCUUCAUUUUUUAGUCGAUUAGGUGCAAUGAUGGGGACCUUGAUGACUGGUUUAUUGAUAGAUAAUCAUUGCACGAUUCUUAUCGUAUUGGUUGGAAUACAACUUCUCAUAUGCAGUAUACUUAGCAUCCUUACACCGAAAAAUAACAAAUAGGAAUUAAAUAAAAAAAGAAGAAAAAUCAAAUUCUGUGAAGAUCUCUAGCAAAUUCGGAUUAUAUUUUUCUACUAGAUCACAUUGAGAAUAAAAAAAUAAAAACAAAACAAAGAACAAAUUUAAAAUACA